CUAGAUGUGGGACCACCAGAGUCCUGGACAGACCUAGACUCUUUGGAGAGUUGUAGACAGAGACUCUGCAGGUUUUGGAGUGUUUGGGUUACUUUCUUCUGAUAGUUUGGCAACAUGGACAGACUCUGAUACUGAACCAGCCGAAGGUUUUCUGAUGGCUCCUGACGAAGAAGAAGGUCUCAGCUAACAUCAGACAGAGUGGUGCUGAUCGGUCUUCCUGUCAGCCUGCUGAUGGAGCUUCGGGCUGCCACACACCAUCCAGCGUUACGAUGGCAACACUGCAUCCACCUGACUCUGAUGCUGGUCCAGCUGAGUUUACCAGAAGUCGGAGCCUCCUGUCGUAUCCUGAGGUGUAACUCUGACUUUGUUGCUGCAACACUGGACCUGGGCAGCAGCAGCAGCAGCAGCAGCAGUGCAGUGCCAGCAGGUGGCGCAGCUCUCAGCAGGGAAGCAGUAAACGCUGGUUACUGCAGUGCCCUGCGCUCCUACGACAUGUGCACCAAGCGAAUGGCCCGGGCAUGUCGUGGUGACCUUGCAUACCACUCUGCAGUUCAGGGUAUCGAGGACCUGCUGAUCCAGCACCGCUGUCCCCGGGCAGGACCCACAGCCCAGCCACGGCCUCCGCCUCAGGGAACGCUGUCAGGGGACACCUGCCUCUAUGAGAGGAGCUUCUUCGGCAGGGAAGGACGGACGCCAGAGUACCUCCACUGUGGCGUGUUUGGAGACCCGCACAUUCGGACUUUCAGCAAUGAAUUCCAGACGUGUGCCGUGCAGGGGGCGUGGCCUCUCAUUGACAAUGAGUACCUGUACGUACAGGCCACCAGCUCGCCAGCCAGGGGAGGGACAUCUGCCACAGUCCUCACCAAGAUCACCAUCAUCUUCAAGAACUGGCGUCAGUGUAUUGAUCAGCAGCUGUACCAGGCGGAGCUGGAUAACGUCCCUGCAGCAUUUGCCGACGGCUCGGUGUGGAGUGGCGAGCGCCGAGGUCAUCGCAGCCUGACGGUGAGGACUCAGAGCCCUGGUCGGCACGCUGAGAUCCGAGCGGCUCACAUUGGUACGCUGCUGGUGGUGCGUCAAAGCGGCCGCUCACUUGGCCUGUCGAUCCGCUCGCCACGUGGUGUCGUAGAGGCAUUUGGCCCCGAGCAAGAUCUGCAGCUGUGCAUGUGGGGCUGCCCCCCCUCACAGAGACUCAACACGCUUCGGCCGCCACCGCCGGACUCCUCGGCAUCUGCCGCCAUUGGUGCAGAGGCUCACUGCGCCGCACUGCUUCCUGCCCGAGACGUCUACUACCAGGCCUGUGUGUUCGACCUGAUCACCAGCGGAGACCUGAACUCCAGCACAGCCGCUAUCAGCGCGUUGCAGGAUGCCCGCAACAUGAUCUCCGACAGGGAGGGUGUUCAUCUGCUGCCAGUUGCCUCCGCAGGGCGAACACGACCAAACGUCACACUGCUGCUGCUGCUCGGCAUGCUGGGAGCUCAGAGCAGCAGAAACUGACCUUGAGGUGUGUCUCCGCGGAGAUGUAUAUGUAGGGAUUUGCCCACCUCCCAGCGUCGGACACUCGAUGGGCAAGCAACAUGGCAGAUGAUUGACAGGUGCUCUUCAACAGGAAAUCAAUUUAGGCCCCGCCCUUUUUAUACUGGCUUCACCUGAGUGAAGAAACACUUCACCUGUGGACUGACUGCUCCUGGAUUUCACACUGGACCAACACAGUUGGAAGCUUUGUCUGAUAAAUAGUUGAAAUUAGGGAUGCACUAAUCUGAUCUGAGUCGUUAAAUAGUUAGUGUCUGCGGAUAUCUAUCUCAUUAAAGGACAAUAAAGACAUUCAAAUCAGUCCAAUAUACAGGUGAGACGACAACUUUACAUACACUGUAUAAAAAGACAGAACUUUUUUUUCCCUCACUGCCUGACAUUAAAUGUGACUAAAUGUUUCCUGUAUGAGAUCAGUUAGGAUUAAAGUUAUUUGGGUUUUCUAAAUGUCAGAAUAAUGAGAGAGAGAAUUUUUUUUUUUUUUUUUGAGAUUUU
Stegastes partitus (bicolor damselfish) is the source of this 2022-nucleotide messenger RNA. It is a transcript of the gene hjv, whose product is annotated as hemojuvelin BMP co-receptor. The record is from RefSeq and is a predicted model, not a curated record. Gene Ontology annotation, biological process: BMP signaling pathway. The transcript has 5 exons. The coding region runs from base 232 to 1494 and encodes 420 amino acids. NCBI's taxonomy places the organism in Eukaryota, Metazoa, Chordata, Actinopteri, Pomacentridae. Gene Ontology annotation, molecular function: coreceptor activity. Gene Ontology annotation, cellular component: plasma membrane.